Scutellospora calospora is the source of this 1692-nucleotide messenger RNA. The record is from the annotation of a GenBank genome assembly. Lineage: Eukaryota; Fungi; Glomeromycota; Glomeromycetes; Diversisporales; Gigasporaceae.
AUGACAGCUAUAGAAGAUUGUAAAGACUCAAAUCUAUUAACAGAUGAAUUUUACAAUAGUAUCUAUCGUAAUAUUGAAGAAUUAAAUAAAAAUUAUCUCGAUACUAGAAAUAAAGUUAAAAAAUCUGAAUUAGAUUCAUCAUUGGAUAUACUCGAAGAUAUACUUAAUGAUGAUAAAACUACUUUUAAAUCUUUACUUGAAGAUUAUCAAAAAAUAAAAAUAGAUAACUUAAAUGAUAAUUUUUUACCAUGUAGUGCAAAACAAAAUAAUCUUAAAAAAGCAAUAUUAGAUAAACGAAAUACUUUUAGAUACAAAAUCAAUGAACCUAAUAAUGAAUUUGAUAAUGAUGGUCUAGAUCCAAAUGAAUAUCAAAAAAUAUUAAAAUCAAUCACUGAAACUCAAAAAGUGAUUUUUGAUAAUGGAAAAAUAAAUUCUAAUGUUAUAGAAGAAGAAAAAAAACUUGACAAAUCAUUAGCUGGAGCAUAUUUAUUACCUUAUAUUUUUAAUCUGAUAAAUUUUGAUUCAGAUAAAUUAAAAAAUGAUGAUAGUAGUUACAAUAAAGAUUAUUUUGCUAAAGUAAAAGAUAGUGAUGAAGGUAAAAUACCUGAUGUAGAUGGUCCUGGAAUUUUACCUAUCUUAACUGGUGGAGGUAAAACAACUAAAUUAGUAAGAUGUUUAUUAACAUGUAUAUUUCUAGGAAAAUAUGUUAUCUUGAUUACAACAAAUGAGGAAUUAGCUGCAGAUACAGAAAAUCAUCAUAAUACUUGGUUACAAUAUGCUAAUGGCAUUCCUUACAAAUGUGUUAUCCACAGAAAAGAAGAAAAAGAUAAAACUGGUAAAGAAACAGUAAAUAUCAAUGAAUUAAAAGAUCUCCAUAAUAAUCAUGGAGAAAAUUUUAAUAAAGUAAUAAAAGAUAUCAAAGAAAAAUUGAUUGAUAAAGAAAAUACUAUCAUCAUUUUUGAUGAAGCACAUUUUUCAAAUACUAGUUAUCAAGUUGUACAACCAUUAAUUAUCAGAAUAGGAUAUAAUAUUUUAUUAAUAUCAACCUCUAAACCUAGAAAUGUUUAUUCAUUAACUAAAUUUCAUAAUCAAACUGAUUGGGAAAAUGAAAAAACACAGAUAUUUUUCAGAACAACUGCAAAUGAAUACCUCAGAAAAACAACUAAUGAAGAAGAUAAAAAUGCUAAACCAUUACUGAAAUCAGAAUUGACACCAAAACAAUUUGAAAUGUUAGAAAAAAGUGAUAUACCAUUUGUAAUAUUUGAUAGCUUAAAUUCUUCUGCAGUAACUGGUAUAACAGAAGGAAUGCCACCUGGUUCUCUCUUUAUAGCAAAUGUAAAUCAUGAAAUGGGUUUUAGUCUAGCUAUCGAUAAUGUAAUAUUAACUGCUUUCUUAACAACACAAAAAUUAAAAGAAUUAACACCCUCUAAUGAUAUAGUGUAUUAUAUAAUAAGUGGUAUAAUACUUCCUAAAAAAGAAAAACUGAUAAAAGAAUUAAACUCACGAGGUUAUCCAUUUGCUACGACUAAUGAAGAUCAUGAAUAUCAAAAUUUGUUAUGGGCAUCUAUAGCACUUCCUUACAAAAAAAAUCAUCCAAUGGAAGCUGUAAUAAUUGGUAUGAUAGGAAAACCUAGAGGAACUGUUAGCAAAAGAGAAAUUUGUUCAACAUACGAAAAUGAACCUGAUCCAAAC